This is a messenger RNA of Phodopus roborovskii (desert hamster), 1884 nucleotides long. RefSeq names its product methyltransferase 21A, HSPA lysine (gene Mettl21a). Gene Ontology annotation, cellular component: cytosol; cytoplasm. NCBI's taxonomy places the organism in Eukaryota, Metazoa, Chordata, Mammalia, Rodentia, Cricetidae. Gene Ontology annotation, biological process: peptidyl-lysine methylation. The transcript is spliced from 3 exons. The coding region runs from base 8 to 664 and encodes 218 amino acids. Gene Ontology annotation, molecular function: protein-lysine N-methyltransferase activity. The record is from RefSeq and is a predicted model, not a curated record.
AGAAGAAAUGGCCCUGGUACCCUAUGAGGAAAGUAUGACGAUAGGGCUCCAGAAAUUCCAUAAGCCUCUUGCCACCUUCUCUUUUGCAAACCACAUCAUCCAGAUCCAUCAGGACUGGAGGCAACUGGGAGUCGCAGCAGUGGUUUGGGACGCGGCCAUCGUCCUUUCCACAUAUCUGGAGAUGGGUGCUGUGGAGCUCAGGGGCUGCUCUGCUGUGGAACUGGGUGCUGGCACAGGGCUUGUGGGCAUAGUGGCUGCCCUUCUGGGUGCUCAUGUGACUAUCACGGAUCGACAAGUAGCAUUAGAGUUUCUUAAGUCAAAUGUUGAAGCCAACCUACCUCCCCAUAUCCAACCCAAAGUUGUUGUUAAGGAGCUGACUUGGGGACAAAAUUUGGAAAGUUUUUCGCCUGGAGAAUUUGAUCUCAUACUUGGUGCUGAUAUCAUUUACUUAGAAGAUACCUUCACAGAUCUUCUUCAAACACUGGGACAUCUCUGUAGCAGCCGCUCUGUGAUUCUUUUAGCUUGCAGAAUUCGCUAUGAACGGGACAAUAACUUCUUAAUGAUGCUGGAGAGGCAGUUUACUGUGAGUAAGGUCCACUAUGAUCCUGAGAAGGAUGUACAUAUUUACAAAGCACAAAAGAGAGACCAGAGGGAGGACUUAUAGUGGACAUUGUUUUCUAAGAAUGGAAUGUGUCAAUUAAGGUCUUGCCACCAGAAUUUCCAUGUUAAUGUGAUGGCAGACUGCAAGUCGGUCCAGCCAGAGCUGCUCAAGGAACAGAGCACUUGUGCUCAUUGAAGACAAAUUCAUACCUUGAGCCAUUGCUGUCAUGACUGGCUCACUGCUGAGCAGUAAAUGUACAUGUGAGGUGUGGCUGGUGUUCUUUCCUUAGCCAUUGUGCCUACUUGGUAAGCAGUUUGCACUGACAAUCUGAAAAGAAUGGUGUAGAGGUGUUUUUAAACUGGUGAGAUUCAGCCAUACAUUCUGGGCUGUAUGUUUGUCUCAGUUUUCUUGUCUGCUGGGUGUAAAUGGGGUUUACUGCAUAUAUCCCUGAAAUGUUUGUGCUGUCUUGAAGUCUGUUAAUUUUUUUGUGAGAUAAGGCCUUACUCUGUAGACCAGGCUGACCUCAACUUGCAGUGAUUCUCCUGCCUCUACCUCUGAGUGCUGAGAUUACACCUGUGUGUCACAACACCUGGCUCCUUGAGAUGAGGAUGAGAUUUCUGGUUCUCAUAUGACACCCUUUUACCAGAUUUCAGGGGGUAUAUAAGCAAAGGAAUAAAGAAAAAUACAUUUUUACAUUUAAAAUUACAUAUAAUUAUGGGCUGGGCUGAAAUUUUCUUCCACGAUGAUGCUUUGUUUCAGCUUUGCUGUUUCUCACUGUUGCUGUAUUUGUUUCUUGGGUGGCUUUUUUCCCUGCCUUUUAAUAUGUUAGUUUUUUAAAGUUAACUUUAAUUUCUUCAUAAAGCUUAGCUCCCAAGGUACAAACCCUUAAUUGUACCUAUAAUCACUCCUUGGAUCUCAGGAUCCCUGGUGGGCUGCAAGCUGCUGGGAGGCCUUUCUCAUUUUCCUUCCCUAGUAUCUAGUAAAAAGCAUAUAACCAAGUGAUUGGGUAAAUUCCAUUUAGAGGUCACUAAUGUUUUGUGGUGCUAGGGAUCAAACCCAGGGUUGUGCCCACAGUGGGCAAUACCAACCCCAAGUUAAUACAUCCCUAGCAGGAAUUGUUGGCUUUUGAGUUUUCUCUGUGUAGACUUUAUGAAUAAAGUUAUCAAUACAAGCUUUUAUUAUUAUUACUAUUAUUUGGCUUUAUAGACCAGGUUUCUCUGUGUAACAACCCUAGCUGUUCUAGAACUAGCUCUGUAGACCAGGCUGGCUUCGAACUUACAGAG